AUGAAUGAGGCUUCAACUGCCUGGACGAGGUUAGAAACGAUUAAACUGCGAGCUAUUAAUGAGGAAUUAUUUUAUGAGGAAUCGCUUAAUAUAGUACUCAUACAGGAAGCGAUCAGAUACAACAGACUGUUAGUGGUAAUUAAAGUGUCCCUAAACGAUUUGCUUAAAGCCUUGAAGGGUCUUGUGGUCAUGUCAGAGGCCCUAGAAAAUUUGUCCUUAAGUCUCUUUACUAAUAAAGUACCAGAGAUGUGGGCCAGUAAAGCUUAUCCGUCAUUAAAACCCUUGGGCCGUAUCCAUCGUUUACUUCGGAAGGGCAACUAUGCUGAACGAGUUGGUGUCGGUGCUCCCGUCUAUUUGGCAGCAGUGAUGGAAUACCUUGCAGCUGAAGUAUUGGAAUUGGCUGGUAACGCAGCCAGGGACAACAAGAAAACGAGGAUAAUCCCAAGACAUUUACAGUUAGCUAUCCGUAAUGACGAAGAAUUGAACAAACUACUCUCCGGUGUUACUAUCGCUCAAGGUGGUGUACUGCCAAAUAUCCAAGCUGUUUUAUUGCCAAAGAAAACUGACAACAAAGCUAAAUAA
Anthonomus grandis grandis is the source of this 582-nucleotide messenger RNA. Its product is annotated as histone H2A, sperm-like. The record is from RefSeq and is a predicted model, not a curated record. NCBI's taxonomy places the organism in Eukaryota, Metazoa, Arthropoda, Insecta, Coleoptera, Curculionidae. Gene Ontology annotation, cellular component: nucleosome. Bases 1 to 582 code for a protein of 193 amino acids. The transcript is spliced from 2 exons. Gene Ontology annotation, molecular function: structural constituent of chromatin; DNA binding; protein heterodimerization activity.